CGAUUGUGCUUCGUACCGUUCGGUUCAGUGUUUGCGUUCAAGAGUCAAGUUCAAUGUAAGUUGCCAGCUCCCUUUGCAAGUAGUGUGUGCGCGUACCUAAAGGGUGGUGUAAAUUCCGGUUCCUUUUACACCGUUUGAGUAGAGGUUUAUUUACGCGUAGCUAGCCCUUGUCAGUGUAACGUACGCAAAGUACUCAGUUUAAAAAUAGAUCUGUGUGAUGAUUGAAUCGUUGUACAAACGGAUAUCAUGCACUUUUUUACGUCACACUGCUAACAAGAGUGAAUAUAUGCUCCAUUUGUUAAUGCUGCUUCCACUUUGGCCAGUUUUCUUCCCUGGCGUACAUUUCUUUUCCAGCGUAAACACAUCUACAGUAGCUACGAUGACUUUGUUGAUUGUGCAUUGAUAUGCAAACAAAAAACAAACGCAGCCACAUAGAGUUGAUGUAUAAUUGGGUGGUACCGGUGUUUUGGAAGAUUACAAAGCCACACAACAUCGCCACAUGAACGUGUGUGCUGGGAUGGUUGGGGGUAUCCAUUAUUCAAAGCCGAUUCCUUCGUUGCGCAUCACAUCCGGCCCGCUUUUGCGUAUGCUCUGUGAAUAUGUGUCGUCUGCUGUGUGAUCGUGUUCUCUGCUGUCAUCUUAAAGAACUGAUGGAUAACCGACGACAUACGACUGGAUACGAGAUAGUGUGUGCUCGGUUGCUUUUUUAAAACGUUUCGAUUUACUAUUGACAGUUCUAUAACAACCUUUAGCUGUUGCGCUUGUGUGUUAGCAUAAAGCGGCUGCGCUUUUGCAGCAUGUAGAAAAGACAGCGUGGAAAGUUAGCGCGCGAGUGAUGACGUGUUAGAACCAAAACGCUUUUAAGAAAUCCAUCACAAUCUUUUUUUUGCUUAUCAACACGGUUAAGUACACGGUGUCCACCUGAUAAGAAGUGCUCGACCGAUAAGCAGGUGCAGUGUGCGCCUUAUUAUAUCAUGUUUAUCGCUGUUAAGUGUGAAUUGUAAAGCGGCAAACAGCGUGAUAAUGUGCUAAUGUCAUGCUUACCUCCACCAUCGCAACGUCAAUAGUACGAACGUUUUCUUAAGGCAUAACAUAAGUCAAUAAUGAAGUAUAAAUGAAUGAUCUCGAAGGGUACAGUUUCUCUUACAUGGUACAGGGUGGACAAAUGUGUGCAAGAGAUUUUGUGACUUGUGGGGUGUUUGGUGCUAGCGCCAUACCUGCAGGAGAAGAGAGAAGGAAUAAAACGAUUUUAGUAUACAGGCAUGAGUAAUAAAGUCGUGUGCGAAUAUUAAUGGGAGCAAGUAAACUAAGUUUUAAUAUAUAUCUGCAGCAGUCUGAAGAUUGUUCCUUAGAUACGACCCGGAACGCUACCGCCAGCGCAACGUUGUUAAGGUAACUCUUACAACCGGAAGACUAUGGAGGCCUUAAUGGGAGGCCAGUGCGCCGCACAGAGCGUCGGACCGGCGAAUCAGCUGUUUGGGCUGCUGGUGCAAACAAUCCUGGCGGCACAGUGUGCGAUUUCCCCACCGGAUAUGUGGCCGAAGGACUACGGCCCGACAGCACUGCAGCGCGGAUUGGAUGAGUACGAUUUCGUGAUCGUCGGUGCCGGUUCCGCCGGGUCAGUUGUUGCCAAUCGACUGUCCGAAAACCCGGAUUGGAAGGUGCUGCUGCUAGAGGCGGGCGGGGAUCCACCGAUCGAGUCUGAGAUUCCCGAAACAUUCUUCACCAUACAAAAAACCGACGCCGAUUGGGAAAAUUACGUCGAACCGACGCCACACGCUAGCAAGGGCUCGAAAGACGGCGCCUUUUGGCCGCGGGGUCGUACGCUCGGUGGCUGUGGUGCCAUCAAUGCGAUGUUGUAUGUGCGCGGCAAUUCCCGCGAUUACGACGGCUGGGCUGAGCUGGGCAAUCCAAACUGGGGAUGGAGCGAUGUGCUACCGUACUUUAAGAAAAGCGAAGACAACCACGACUCAGAGCUGUUGCGUCGCGAUGGCGGCAAGUAUCAUGCUGCUGGCGGGUAUCUCAAAGUCGGUAACUUCCCGGUAAAUCAUCCGCUAGCCGAAGUAAUGCUGCAAGCGUUCAAGGACGCAGGAUUUGAGAGUACUGCCGACAUUAACGGAGCACGGCAGGUUGGUUUCGGACGGGCACAGGGUACGAUUGUGAACGGUACGCGCUGUAGCCCGGCUAAGGCAUUCCUGGUGCCUGUGAAAGACCGUCCCAAUUUGCACAUUAUCAAGCACGCGGUCGUGGUUACGGUCGAGCGCGAUCCAUCGACUGAACGGUUCAAGUAUGUGAACUUUAUGAUCGAUAAUAAGGUGUUGAAGGUGGCUCAUGCACGCAAAGAAGUGAUCCUUGCAGCCGGUGCAAUUAAUACACCACACAUCCUACAGCUGUCCGGCAUUGGGCCGAAGGCUCUGUUGGAAAAGGUAAACAUUCCUUUGGUUGCUGAUCUGCCGGUGGGAGAAAAUCUGCAGGAUCAUCUGUUCGUGCCGCUGCUCUUUAAAAUGCACAAAUCAACUGCCGAAAAUUACAACAUACAGCAGGAAUUGGCGAAGAAUCUGUUCCAGUACAUUAUGACGCGCUCCGGGCCGAUGGCUGGACAUGGUGUGACGAGUGUAAUCGGAUUUAUCAACACACUUGAUGCAUCCAGCCCUUUCGCAGACAUUGAGUAUCACUUCUUCCAGUUCGAGAAGGGCUCUGGGAAGUCAGUUUUGUUCUGCGAUAAGGUUGGCUACACCCAGGAGAUAUCGCAGUCGAUGCUAGAAGCGGCUACGGAGGCCGACGUGGUGAUGGUUAUCGUGGUGUUGCUCAACCCUAAAUCGAAAGGACGCGUAACGCUUGCUACCGAGGACUUUAAUGAGUUCAAUCCGCCGCGCAUUCAAAGCGGCUAUCUGGAGGCAAAGGAAGACGUAGAGGCUGUUUUGCGUGGAAUUCGUUACAUCAAUAAGAUUGUCGACACACCGACGUUCCGUGAGCAUGAGGGAGAACUGCACCGCAUGAAGCUGUCCGAGUGUGAUGAACUGGUGUACGAUAGUGAUGAUUACUGGGAGUGCUAUGCACGCUAUACGACCCUUACGUUGUAUCAUCCAGUGGGAACGGCUAAGAUGGGUCCUGACAGUGACAAAGAAGCAGUCGUCGAUGCAAGGCUGCGUGUAAAGGGUGUUGAAGGACUGCGCGUGGUCGAUGGUAGCAUUAUGCCGAACAUUGUGUCGGGAAAUACUAACGCACCGAUUAUGAUGAUCGGCGAAAAGGCUUCGGACAUGAUUAAGGAAGAUUGGGGUGAGGGGCCAAACCAUACUGAGCUUUAAGCGACCACAUUGUGUUUUGUAUGCUUUUCAAUAAAUGUUCAUCUCAUUGAUUCCA
Anopheles gambiae (African malaria mosquito) is the source of this 3363-nucleotide messenger RNA. Its product is annotated as glucose dehydrogenase [FAD, quinone]. Lineage: Eukaryota; Metazoa; Arthropoda; Insecta; Diptera; Culicidae. Bases 1416 to 3308 code for a protein of 630 amino acids. The record is from RefSeq and is a predicted model, not a curated record. Gene Ontology annotation, molecular function: flavin adenine dinucleotide binding; ecdysone oxidase activity. The transcript has 3 exons.